Molecule: messenger RNA, 258 nt
Organism: Protopolystoma xenopodis
Lineage: Eukaryota; Metazoa; Platyhelminthes; Monogenea; Polystomatidea; Polystomatidae
Source: the annotation of a GenBank genome assembly
AUGCCGUCUGUGCCGUUGUACAGCGUCGCUCUUUGUCUCUGCGUCUCUCGGCAACCAGCCAGUCUGGGCUGUGCGCACAUUCGUGCGCAUUCGUGUGUGCUUGUAUGCGUGUGUGCCAGCAACAGCUGCCAUCCCAAGCGUCGGGGACAUAAGAAGAAGCAUCCGGAGCAAGCAGAUAUCGCCACGACUGGCCGGAAAGCGUGUUAUGAGCCGAUUCUCGAGGCUGUGGGCAAUCACACCCACUCUCCACACAUCUGA